This is a messenger RNA of Saxophila tyrrhenica, 645 nucleotides long. RefSeq lists its product as uncharacterized. The coding region runs from base 1 to 645 and encodes 214 amino acids. NCBI's taxonomy places the organism in Eukaryota, Fungi, Ascomycota, Dothideomycetes, Mycosphaerellales, Extremaceae. The record is from RefSeq and is a predicted model, not a curated record. The transcript has 2 exons.
AUGGACUCACUCACCGCAGCCUUCGACGCCUCACGCAUUAAGUUGCUCAAAUCCCACGAACUGAACGCCGAAGCCUUGAAGCAACUGGAAGACUGCCGCAAAGCCGUGGAAACCAUGGAGCAGCUUGAGGUUUGCCGCAAAUCCGUCGAAAAGAACACGAAGGGCAAUGAGAUAAUGAGCGUUCUGGCGGGAAGUGGAGUGCUCGAAACGAUGUCCCACCUAGCUAUUGCUGGCAUCGAGAAGGCGAGGUUCAUGCUCCAAGACGGCGACUUCCACACCAUGUGCACCGCAGCCGCCAACGCCAUCGCCUCCCGGACCUGCAAGGAGCAUCGUGUGCGCGCUGACGUGGAGGGACACCUGGCUGUUAUGGAGAAGCUCGCAGGAUCGGUGGCGUACAAGUUGCGCGGCAAGGCAUUCAAGUACAGUCGUACGGUUGCAGAGCUGUGCAGGCUUCCGGUGGAUGAGUGUAGCUCACGCUUUGCGUGGCCGGAUUGGAAGGACGGGUACUUGUUCUGGCUCAAGGCUGAAGCUGAAGCUGGGACUUUGGUGGCGAUGGAUCGUGAGGAGCGGAAGAAGUACUUCGAGAAGAUGUUGAGCACGGCGGGCGGCGAUGGGACCAAGUAUGUGUCUGCAGAGAGAUCGUGA